AUGUCUUCAGAUAUCCCCACCAAACCCGCCUUCAAGGCCCGUCUCCUCAAGCUCCUCCGCCUAUGCACUCGACCCGCCGUCAUGCUUCCCUCUCUGGGCAUCAUCGGUCUCAUACUCGUCAUCACACUGACUACGCUUUUACCGAAAACUGUCCACUCCAUCGAUAUCCCCGGCGCAGACACCAACCACAACUACCUCGUCGCCGUCUCCCACUUCCCUCUGACAGAUUCCACAAAAAAAGAUCCGUACCGCCCGGAUCAAGACCGCAGAAUCAUGGUCAGCUUGUACAUGCCUGUACCCAGGAAACAGUGUUCUGCGCUGAGCCAGCAGGAGUACAUGCCGCCGCAAACCGCGAAGAUAGCAAACGAGCAGUUUAUUGAAGGAAACGAGCGGGAAGUUGGUGUCUUCGAAACGAUGACGUAUUCGUCUUGCGUUGGUAGUAGCAGCGGCGGCGACGUCAGCAAAAUCCCCGUCGUAGUCCUAGAACCACACGUCGACACGAGCAGGUUGAUGUACUCAACAACCGCGCGCUACAUCGCGGCUAAUGGCGCUGCGGUCGUAGUCAUCGACCACCCCGGCGACGCGUCAAUCGUCGAGUUCACGUCGUCUCGAACCCGGGAUUUGGAAAUUGUGUAUAACAGUGGGACGGUGCCUUUGUGUAAUCUUUCGCCUAUUACGGAGUAUAAUGAAACAGUGAGAACGGCAGUCGCCGCGCGCGUAUCUGAUAUCGCGUUCGCCCUCGGCCAAAUAAACAGCACAUCCUUGCUAACCCGCCAAUUCCCUGCCCUCCACUUCACGGGCUCGCUCAACACAGAGUCUUUCGGUAUCAUAGGCCAUGGUCUGGGAGGCACAGUCGCAACGAGUAUCAGUCUCUUUCAUACCCUGCUCUCCGGUACAAACUCUACAAACUCUACAAACUCCCCCAGAGCAAGCUUCAGCAUCAACCUCUCCGGUACACCCCCCCUCCUCAACUCCUCCACGAACAACAGCCCCCUCUUCUUCUUCGGCCGCGCGGACUUUAGGCGUGAACACGACAUCAAUUGGCCCGUUACAUGGAGUCAUCUAACCGGUCCGGCGACGGAGUUUGAUCUCGAUAACUCUGCUAUCUUUGACGCCUCAGAUCUACCGUUGGUUGUGGAGUUGGCGCGGGAGGAGGGAGGGAAGACGGGGUUGGUCGGUCGGGGUUUGAGUGGGGGGAAUCCGGCAGAAGGGGCGAGAGCGGUGAUAUGUUUCUUGAAGAACAUUGUUAAGGAGAUGGUGGGGUUAGAGGGGCAGGGGAGGAAUGUUGGGGAUUGUAUUAGGAUGUUUGAGGGGGUUAGACCGUAUCCUGGGUAUGGGAGGGGGAGGGGGAGAUGA
Messenger RNA from Alternaria incomplexa, 1356 nucleotides. RefSeq lists its product as uncharacterized. The coding region runs from base 1 to 1356 and encodes 451 amino acids. Lineage: Eukaryota; Fungi; Ascomycota; Dothideomycetes; Pleosporales; Pleosporaceae. The transcript has a single exon. Gene Ontology annotation, molecular function: 1-alkyl-2-acetylglycerophosphocholine esterase activity. The record is from RefSeq and is a predicted model, not a curated record.